Messenger RNA from Trypanosoma grayi, 5232 nucleotides. Its product is annotated as TcC31.22. The transcript has a single exon. Gene Ontology annotation, biological process: transmembrane transport. The record is from RefSeq and is a predicted model, not a curated record. Gene Ontology annotation, molecular function: transmembrane transporter activity. Gene Ontology annotation, cellular component: plasma membrane. Lineage: Eukaryota; Euglenozoa; Kinetoplastea; Trypanosomatida; Trypanosomatidae. The coding region runs from base 1 to 5232 and encodes 1743 amino acids.
AUGAGUUCGUCUGAACCGUCAACGCCGUUGACGGAGGGGAGUGUGUCUCAGACGAUGCCGCUGGUGCCCUCCAGUCUUAAUACAGGAGGAGUUCGGAUGGGAUCAUCCGGGCUGCCUCGCAUUGACAUUGCGCAGUCCGCUGCCAUUGAGCGUUUUCUUCUUGACGGACAUCUGAGCGAUUUGUUGGCAAGUGGCGGGCCGGGACUCGGCGCCUCUGCGGGCAGCACGUUGGCGCCAGGGAGCGAUCACAUUCGGGGCCCAGGAAGCGUUACCGAGAAUCAAAGUUUCGUAUCGACACGGGCUCUCGAAGUGCAGGAAGGUCAUGCACCUGAGAUUCAAGCGUCAGAGAGUGUGUUUCAAGAGGCAGCUCCAGCUCCAACUCCAGCUCCAACUCCAGCUCCAGCUCCAACUCCAGCUCCAACUCCAGCUGCACCUACACUUGCAGCUACGCCCGAAAGUUUACCUACACCUGUGAUAUUUUCUGCUCCUCUUCGUUCACCUGCUCCUUAUCCUGCGGCUGAAAAUACGGUGGAUCUGCAACCCACGCCGUUGGCACAAACAUUGGAUCCACAACAGGCAUCGGCCUUGCUGCAGCCGUUACAGACGCGCGCUCGCAACCCAACACAAAUGCCAAGCGAGUUAGGGCCUGCCAUGCGUGGAUUUUCUUUGGGUGAUGCCGGUGAAGUCUCUUUUGGCGUUCGCGCCUCACCUGUCUCCUUGUACGGCGAUUCGACGAGGAGUGUAACACCUGUACUGAACGACUCGAGCGGGUCAAACGGUAUAUAUGCGGAAAUGAGGUCUCCUGCGGUCGUCAGCGUCCGCGGGGUGCAUGUUCCGCAGCAAACCAGUAGUCCACGCGCCAAGAAAGAUGCGAAAAUAAAGCGUGUCCGAUCCAUGGGUGAUAUAGCCUCUCUGCAGGUAUCUCCCAAGUCAACCUACGUCGCGCCGGAGUCACUGGGGGCACAAGUCUUGGGCCCCAGCUUCCGCACCAUAUCAUCUGCAGACUUUCGCAGCGGCGCCGCUGGGUCCUCUGUACAUUCCAAAAGACCUAUGACGGCGACGAAUGUGCGGGCAGAUCGGGCAACGAGAUCAGGUGCGCCUACGUGGAUUUCUGCGACGGAACGCAUGCAGCUAGACGAUAUGAGGACGCGAGAUGACAAUUUCUUGGAUCGGGUCCUUCCCGCCGAUAGGGGCCAGCCAAAUUGGCAGCGGAAGGCUAUGGGCCGCCUGCGUUCUUCGGAUAUGGGGGCCUUUGGGGGAAUGAGUCCUGUCGGACGAAGCUGUGGUGCCUACCCACAGUCCGCUGCGCUCUCGUCACAUUCUGCCGGCACACGCGCGACAGAAGUCAGCGGUGGAUCGCCCAUGACGCCCCGCAUGGAGAUGCGGGCCGCCUCGAUCAGUGAAAGUACUGCAGAUCAGUUUGUCGGGCGGCAUGUGCGAAUACGGGCGAAGCACAACACGCGCCUCCCAGGGCCAGCGACAGGAGGGCCCCCUGCUGGAUCUGGUGGCUCUCCCGGUGGCUCCUCCACCGGGACGGGUGGGGGACGCUUCAGCGUCCACGCCAAAAGUAGCUCGAUGAACCUUGGAAACUUGACGCCAAAGGAGGCGAAGCUCGGUAAUCAUGCCGAAGACAUGUUUAUGUCACUCUUUGGUGUGAAGAAAAAGGAGAAACCGCGGCCACCGCCACUCUUCGCAACGGAUACCGCUUUGCCUGUUCUGGUUGCCUCGGAAACAGCCGCGCCGAAAGGCACACCCUCACUGUUUGGGCGUGGUGGUGGUGGUGGUGGUGGAGGAGGUAGAGGUGGAGGUGGGGGUGGAAGAGGCGGUGGUGGUGGUGGUGGUGGUGGUGGUAGAAAUAACCGAGGCCCCCAACCCCUCCCUGGCGGCGAUGAGGAGGAGCAUGAGGAGCGGCACUUCAAGGAGCACGCAACUACCGCCCUACACGCCAUCCCGUGGGACCAGCGGUCAUUCAUCCCCCUUACCGGCUUUGGCAUCAAGACGUUUAACAUCUUCUCUGCACCAUUAUUUUGGGAGAAGUUGGAUUGGACAGUACGUGCAUCGCUCUUCACCGUUCUUCCAACUAUGAUCCUCACGCUGGAACCGGCAACCGCCGACAUUUUCCCUCUGCCAUCAUCUGUGGCAUUUCUUGCAUUCUGGAUCACGAUGCCCACCUUUGGCUCGGGGUUACGGGAGUUUAUCAUCGCCCUGAAAGGGUACGCGCUGAGCCUCGUAAUGCUCCUGAUCGUCAUUGCUAUUGAUCCAAGGCGUUCGUGGCUGAUUCUCAUGCUUCUCUUCUUGCUCGUGCUUUUCACCUCCUUCUUUGCGGAGCAGGUGAAAAAGACGUGUGCGUACUGUCUCGCCGUAUUCCUGAUGCAGCUGCAGUCUGAUCCUGCCGGAACGGGCAUUAAGUUUGUUGGCGACUACUUCAUCACGCUGCUCAUCGCGCUUGGAUUCGGCUUGGCAGCCUUUUUCAUCCCGAACAUUCGGUGGUCGAGCGAUCUUUCAAAGAUGUAUGUCUCAAUACUCGGCAACUGCCUCAGCAUCUAUGUGCAGGGAACGUGCUCAAGUUUCUGGACGCGUUCCCCGCUGGAGCGUGAGCUGCACAUUGUGCGACUCAGACAGCUGCGCGCCACCGCGCAGAAGGCCAUCUCAAAGGCGACGAUGUACUUUGAAGAGGCUGGCUACGAACCACACAGCGGCACCUUCAUGGCUGCAAUUAGCCUGCGACACGAGUUCCUGGUGGAUGUUUUCAACAUCCUCUCCUCCAUGGUGCAGGUGAUUGAGCUCAUCGGCGACAGCCCGCAGCGCAUCGACACUCCACUCUGCGUGUCAUUUGGAAAUGCCAUCGCGGAGGACCUCGCCAUUAUCUCCUCCGCGAUGGACAACAUGAUCCUCAAGAUCUCAGACUUCAAGCACCCGGUGGAGAAUGAUGACGUUCAGAUGUUCAGGGAGGCGCGGGAGCGCUUUCAGGAACGCCUCUCGGAGGUGCGGCAGGAGGUGAUUCUUAACAACGAAAUGUACGAAACCGAUGAGUCCGACGUGCUGCUUGGGUUCUUUAUGUUCAGUGUGGAUGAGCUCUGCGAGGUGAUUAGCCGCUUCGACCCUGACAAAGAGUACCCAAGCACGAUACUGGAGUGGAUGAAGACACCUAUCAACGACGUGCUCAGUUCAUUCAGGGCCUUCUCCGCUCUCAUCACCACUAUUAUUCACCAACGCACCAUCACACGGCGCGCGAAGGAGGCAAUUAAGCUCGCGUUGUGUAUGACGUUGCCCGGUGUAUUUCAGGUGUACGCGCUCCACAGCAGCGGCACAAGUCCAGUUGCUGGUGCGGCAAUCAUUGCCUUUGUGUACAACCAGACCGGCGCACAGAGUUUCACGUACGCCGUGAAUCGAGUGCUUGGCACCGUACUUGGCUCCCUCACCGCCCUGCUCGCAGUGCAGAUAGCGAUGGGGAAGCGUUUCGUGCUGUACAUCGCCGUAGCCGUCCUCUCCUUUAUUGGAUCGUACAUUCAAACCAGCCCUAGUUACUUUGCGGCGGGUAACGCGAUUUGCAACAGUGUUAUUUCCGUCAUUACGCAGUACAAGGACGACAGUGCGGCCAUGGUUCGUAUUCAGCAGAACGUGUUUGCUAUUCUCAUCUACUUCUGCAUUACGAUGGUGCUGUGGCCGAUGCGGGCGAAGCGAAAGGUGCACAUGUCUUUUGACGUGAGUUUGCGCUGCUUCCGCGAGACGGCGUGUCGUCUGUUGCGCAACCUUGACAUGCCGGAGGAUGUAGGCGAGGUGAACUCCGUCACCAAUGAUGUACUCAAGGAAUGGUACAAGAAGAUUUCGCGCCAGGCCAUCUUCCUCCCUGGUGCCUCGACGGAGCCGACGCUUGUCGGCGCCGACUUCCCAGCGGCGUCGUGGGAGAAACUCAUAGACACACAGAUGAAUCUGUGGUCGAUUGUGUCCAUGAUGAGGUUCGCGUACUUUACCUUCAUGUCGAGCAAAGCUGACGACACAACGGAGCUGUCAGUGCACUGGGUCGUUCUGCGCCGCAUCUCGCCCUACGCAAAGGACUUGUGUGACCUACUCUACGCCGCCGUUGACCUCUACCUGCUGUCCCUCGGCAAGACAACAGUGGUGCCGACGAGUCAUCUCACUCGCCUGCGUCACGGGAUGCUGGAGGCGGAGCAGAACAUCACCGAGGUGUACAUCCAAACAAUCUGCCGCAGACUUGGCGGCGACAUCUCCGACGAGGACAGUGGUGGGGAUGGCGAAAACAGAAGCAACUGUGGCAGCGCCAGCCAGCUGCCAGCUAGUGUAAGCAACCACGACCGGUGGUCUAUGGAUUUGCAGGGUUCGCGGCAAAUCGCGAUGGACGCUGCCAGGAAGAAGCGGGAGGGCUACUUGAUGUACAACCUCACGCCAGAGGAGGAGGAGGAGCUGAAGCGGCACCUCUUGAGUAAGGCAGCUGCCAGCGCACGCAAAGGGAAGGGCAACGAUGACGACAACGCCAGCGACGACGAAAAGAAGGAUAAAAAGUUCAAGGAAAGUUUCACCCUUAACCGGUCGUUUUUUGGCUUGUUCAAUAGGGCGUUGCGGCAUCCCGUCGUGGAUCUCAGUGACAAUGACGACGAGAAGAGCAACGCGAAGGAUGCCAACGACGAAUCACACAAGAAGCUGCACAACAGCCUCGACAUAACCAUGCAGGGCGGAGACGGCGCCAAGGGCGAGAGAUACCUUUCGCAUGGCAACAAAGGGGGGCUACCAGAGUCUGGCGCUCUUGAAGAGGAGAUGACUAACAGAGAGGAGCAGCAGCACGAGGGCAACCAACAGGCGCAAGAGCAGCAGCACCAGCAGCAGCAGCAGCAGCAGGUACCGACGGUAAAGACAGGGACGUCGUCUGACCCCGAUACGGUGCGGAUGCUGUUGUCCGCGAGGAACAUCAUUGAACCCGUAACGCAGAGCAAACCACUGAAGGGGUCCAUUGGCUCAUAUUCUUCGCCGUCAGCGCACUCCUCUAUGUCCGGCGACCGCACCUCGGUCGCCCCCUCGCAAGAGGGCGCGGAGAUGCUGCGCCAGCUUAACUUCUUUGAUCCGGAGCGAAAGGAGUUUGUUCUGUCGAAUCAAGACAUUCACAGCCUGGAGGCGUUCCUCUUUGGUGUGCGUGCCCUCACUGUGCAGCUGGGCGAGCUGCAGAAGGCACUGCUGGAGAUGCAACACGCGGAGGAGCUCGCGAAGAAGGUGUAG